Molecule: messenger RNA, 759 nt
Organism: Malania oleifera
Lineage: Eukaryota; Viridiplantae; Streptophyta; Magnoliopsida; Santalales; Ximeniaceae
Product: major strawberry allergen Fra a 1-2-like
Exons: 2
Coding region: 202-678 (158 amino acids)
Biological process (GO): abscisic acid-activated signaling pathway; defense response
Cellular component (GO): cytoplasm; nucleus
Molecular function (GO): signaling receptor activity; abscisic acid binding; protein phosphatase inhibitor activity
Source: RefSeq, a predicted model, not a curated record
GGAAGCGUGUUAAUUUUUCUAAGCUAGGAAGCUGGAUUUUUCAACACAUGCUUGAGAAAAUCAGAACACCAGUUUUGACUGACCCACCAGGACACAGUUCCCUUCCAUAAAUAUCCCCUGCUCUCAAUUCUCCAUUCAGCCUUAAACCCAACCUAAGGCCGCCGACGCAGAUAUAGCAUUUAUAUAUAUACAUCUAUACUGAUGGGCGUGAUGAGGUACAGCCAGGAGAACACUUCGCCGGUGCCGCCGGCGAGGUUUUACAGAGCCUUGAUCCGCGACGCCCACAAGCUCGUCCCCAAGCUCCUCCCGGCCGCCACCAAAAGCAUAGAAAUCCUCCAGAGAGUUGGAGGAGCCCACGGCACCAUCUUGCUGAUCUGCUUCUCCGACGGAAAGCAAGCGAAGCACAGGUUUGAUGCCAUGGACGAUGAGAAGUACGUGUGCAGGUACACGUUGAUUGAAGGGGAAGUAUUGAAGAGCGGCAUUGAAUCCAUUGUGUACGAGACGAAGUUUGAAGCCUUGGCGGAUGGAGGGAGCAUUUGCAAGAGGACUGUUGAAGUGAAUGCCACACUUGGAGCAGAGAUUCAAGAAGAGGAAAUCAAGGCUAGCAAUGAAAGAGCAGAGCAGUUGUACAAGGCUGUCGAAGCUUACCUCUUAGAAAACCUCACUGCUUAUGCUUAAACAUUAUUGUAGCAUUUGGAUGGAGGAUUUUGUUUGAGCAAUAGAAAAGAAAGAAAAAUAAGAAGGAAAUAUGUUUUUCAA